AUGCUUCAACGUACCAAGUAUAACCGCUUCAGGAAUGAUUCAGUGACAUCAGUUGAUGAUCUUAUUCACAGUUUGUCCAUGAACAGCAAGGUUUCAGCAGUUGCUACAACUUCGGCAGCACCUUCAUACCUGGUCACUCCAGAGGUUCUCCGCAAGGACCAAGAAGAUGGACCCACCACUCUGUGUACCCUCAUCCAUAAAGUGUCCCACUUGAAAUUCUCUAAUACAGGCAGCCUUUUGGGUAUCAAAAACCUGUCCUCUGCAGUGAAGGAGCUUGCAGUCUCCAAGUUACAGGGAAGCUCGGGUGCUUCCAGCUCAGCAGCAGAAGCUUUUGACAGCACAUGUAACCUUGUCUCUGCUACUUCGUGUUUGCAGCAGGACGUGAGCAAGAUGAAUAUGGGGAGAAAAACACAGUCAGAGGAAAUGCGCCCCGGAGAUGAAGACUGGAAUCGAAGGAGCAGCAUUGUCGAUAAACCCUCUCAAGGAUGGCUGCACUGGAGUGAGAAGAUCCUGGGACCUGGUGUGACGUACACUGUGAAGUACUUGGGGUGUAUAGAAGUCUUGCGUUCAAUGAGAUCUCUUGACUUCAAUACUAGAACACAAAUUACAAGGGAAGCAAUCAGUCGUGUUUGUGAAGCUGUACCUGGUGCCAAAGGAGCCUCCAAGAAACGAAAGACACCGAACAAAGUUCUGUCCAGCAUCUUGGGAAAGAGCAAUCUUCAGUUUGCAGGAAUGAGCAUAAUGCUGAAUAUUUCUACUGCAAGCUUAAACCUUAUGACUCCUGAUAUGAAACAGAUCAUAGCAAAUCACCAUAUGCAGUCUAUCUCUUUUGCAUCUGGAGGUGACCCGGAUACAACUGACUAUGUUGCAUACGUAGCUAAGGAUCCUGUUAAUCGGAGAGCUUGUCAUAUACUGGAAUGCUGUGAUGGCCUUGCCCAGGAUGUCAUCAGCACCAUUGGGCAAGCAUUUGAGCUUCGAUUUAAGCAAUACUUGCAGUGCCCCUCUAAGAUACCUACUUUCCAUGAUAGGAUGCAGAGUUUUGAUGAGCCAUUGAUGGAGGAAGAGAGUGCAGCAGCAGAACAUCCCUAUUAUAAUAAUAUCCCAAAUAAAAUGCCCCCUUCUGGUGGCUUCAUUGAUGCCAGACUCAAAGCAAAGAUUCGCACUGCUGCAGACACAACUCAGUUUGCAGCAGGAAUGAAAAAAGAGAAGAUCUAUUACCAGAAUCGUCACGUAGGAGACAAAUUCAAUGAAGACUGGCAUCAGGAGACUGUUAAGCAAGAUAUUUAUUGUAUGCCAAAAGGGAAAUCACAAGCAACCACUGCAGCAGAGAUGCCAACGUAUGUGAACACACAGCAUAUAAAUAUGGAAAGUCUACUGGCACUUCCAGCAGAUGCUGAAAGUGACAUCAGUGGAAACACAGAUAGUACCAAAGAGAGCAGCCCAGAAAAGGAUCUGUUCGAUAUGAAACCAUUUGAAGAUGCCCUCAAGAACCAAACAUCUGAGCCUGUGCUGAGUAAAUUGACUUCUGUUGAAUGUACUAGUCCUCUCUUAUGUAGAGCUGCUGACUGGACUAGAACAGAAGAGCUGAGUAUAGAGCCAUGGUAUCAAGGAGAGAUGAGUAGGAAAGAAGCUGAACAGCUGUUAAAGAAAUGCGGAGACUUCCUUGUGAGAAAGAGUACCACAAAUGCAGGUUCUUACGUAUUGACAGGCAUGCAAAAUGGACAAGCCAAACACCUUCUUUUGGUGGAUCCAGAAGGAACUGUUCGUACAAAAGAUCGUGUCUUUGACAGCAUAAGUCAUCUCAUCAAUCAUCACCUUGAGAAUAAUUUGCCAAUAGUUUCUUCUGGGAGUGAACUCUGCUUGCAGCAGCCUGCUGAGAGGAAACACUGAGUCGAGAUAAUUAUUUCAGUUUUUGUAACUUGCAAGCUAUAACUGGUGAAAACUGCAGAUCUCAAAAUGUAUGUUAAAAAAAAAAAAAAGCAUAUUCCCCUAUAAUUCACCAGUAUAUUUUCUUUAGUUUUAAUAAACCCUCUUUCACAUGAAAAUUCUCAAUGCUUUAUGUGGAUAUGAAGCCACAACAGAAGGCUUUCUAAAAAAGUAAUUUCAAUAAAAUUGUUCCGAUUCUCUGUUGUGAAUAUUAAGUGUAUAUAUACGCAUUAUACAUAAAUACUACAAGUA
This is a messenger RNA of Lagopus leucura (white-tailed ptarmigan), 2178 nucleotides long. It is a transcript of the gene SHC3, whose product is annotated as SHC adaptor protein 3. Gene Ontology annotation, molecular function: receptor tyrosine kinase binding. Gene Ontology annotation, biological process: intracellular signal transduction; cell surface receptor protein tyrosine kinase signaling pathway. Bases 1 to 1890 code for a protein of 629 amino acids. The record is from RefSeq and is a predicted model, not a curated record. Gene Ontology annotation, cellular component: plasma membrane. NCBI's taxonomy places the organism in Eukaryota, Metazoa, Chordata, Aves, Galliformes, Phasianidae. The transcript is spliced from 12 exons.